AUGGACCGGCACGAUCCAUAUUCUGUUGUGGAUGAGCUGCUGCCGCACAGUGAGUCUACUGAAGGGUCGAAUGCAAAUCCCCGGAAGAGGAAGAAGAGCUCGCGAGCAUGCGACUUUUGCCACACCAACCACCAGCCGUGCGACAAUGCAAAGCCAAGAUGCAGCUACUGUCUGCGGCAUGGCAAGUCCUGUCUCUACCUGCGCCCGCAGAAGAAGCGAGGCCCGGCACAGGGCUACCGGAGCGCGCUCCACACCAUGCGUGAGAGUGCAGCCGCAUGGGGCGCUGCCCUGACCCUGAUCCCCAGCCUGGGUCCCGUUGUCGAGGGCUACCUGAAGCAGCCCGAGGGCAAGCGUCUCGUCCGAGCCAUCCGGGACCCCCAGCAGCAGGAGUUCUUCAUCCAAGCCUGGCAGCAGAGCACCGUCUUCAAGACCUUUUUCGGCGACGAAGCCGGCUCCGAGGCCGGUGAUGAUGCCAGCCUCUGCAACACAGCCGCUGUCGGCGCCGACGAAAAUGCUGCUGUUAACGGCCUUGGCACAAUCCCUCUGGCACGGCCCAAAUUUACGGCAGAAAAGAUUAUAGUGGCCGGACACGGACAGAGACCGAGAUCAGCAUCAGCAGGGUUGCCCGUAAAAUCAGAUGCCGCUGCCGGAGAGCUAUAUCCACAACCUGCUUCAGUGUAUUCGGAGCUGGCGUCAGAAGCCUUCUCCGUGCACGAGCAGAGUAUAUUAGAACUCGAACCGGAGCCUAUUCUCACUCAUCGGGCGCAGCAGCAACAGCAGCAACAGAGCGUUACACAGGCGCCGUUGCCUUUGCAUGACGAUGACGACAGGCAGUUGUCCAACAGCAGCUUUUCCGAGUUUGGGCUGGGUCCCAUGUCCUUCUCAGACAUUGUCGCCCGUGAUGCGGCACGGUCAUCGAACAGCUUCUCCCAGACGUUGGGCUCGCUGGGAUUUGCGCCAGACGAGACGUUCAACGACUUCUUGGCUAUUAGUUAUAACCCGGACCCAGUGGCCGAACCCGCCGACGCUGAUCCGCUGCUCGGCAGUGAGAUGGACCAGAAGACCUAUUAUGAGCUACUCAUGGGCAGGCAGUUUACAUGA
Messenger RNA from Grosmannia clavigera kw1407, 1101 nucleotides. RefSeq names its product quinic acid utilization activator. Lineage: Eukaryota; Fungi; Ascomycota; Sordariomycetes; Ophiostomatales; Ophiostomataceae. The transcript has 4 exons. The record is from RefSeq and is a predicted model, not a curated record. Gene Ontology annotation, molecular function: DNA-binding transcription factor activity, RNA polymerase II-specific; zinc ion binding. Gene Ontology annotation, biological process: regulation of DNA-templated transcription. Bases 1 to 1101 code for a protein of 366 amino acids.